AUGGCACUGGAGGAGAUUAAGACGAUGUUUGCUGGGAAAUGGAAGCUUGAUAGAAGCGAAAACUUUGACGUAUUCCUGAAAGAAAUGGGGGUUAACGUGUUGCUCCGCAAAAUGGCGGAGUCCAGCAGACCGGAACAAGUAAUCGAGGUCAAGGACGGUCAGAUCAGGAUAUCGACAAAAACCGGACUCUCGACGCAGGACGAUGUGUUUGAACUGGGAAAGGAAUGUGAAAUAGAGACGAACAAAGUUAAACAUAAGGUGAAGGUCGCGUACAGCGACGGACGGAUGGUGGUCAAUUCUCGGCCCAUGGCGUCCGACCUGAAGCCACAGCGGAUCUGUCGGGAGCUCAUCGAUAAUGAAAUGAUCAUGACAGUACACGUCGGCGACAUCAUCUGCAAGAGGAUAUUCCGGCGUGUAUAGCCUGCGGGUCUUUACCAAGGCAUUCUGGAGACCCUCAAUUGUGAGGGAUUAAGCGUCAGAUACAGUCUGACUGGUGUAGUAUUGAUGGAUAUACUCUCUAGACAUCAUCAGUUGCCGUAGGGUCACAGUGUCUGGUCACCAGGAGUCGAAGAGUGCAGGUGACCAUUUGAACACGUGAUCACUUGACAUGUUCCGGUGUCAUUUGACCAUUUAGCAGUGUGUAUUUCUUAGAACAGCAACUGAACAGUGACCACUUGGAAGAAUUGCGGUUAAAUAUUCUUACGGAUCAUUUCAAUUGGUGUUCAGAAUUCAGUUACCCAUGUCAGUUGGAACAGCCGUCGUUUGCCAUGUGAUGGUGAUAUAAAUGUUAACAUGGCCUCUCACCAACGGCUACGCAUGUUUAUCGACUUAUCGGUAAUACAAGACCAAUCGGGAAGUUUCCGCACAACUCUUUUAUCUAUAUUGAAACAGCUGAGACCGACAUGGCCUGAAUUAUGAAUGCUAUGACGUCAUAGCAAUGUCAUUACACUACAAGAGGUUCUUGAAGGUUUUGAGACAGCACAUGAAAAAAGAGUACUAGAGAUGUCGCUGAUUGUUUCAUUUUGAAAAAAACUGUUCAAGUAGAUAGGACGCCUAUCUGUUGGUCGUAUUUCAUUGGAACAAACUGUAAUUGAAUAAACGUUAUGUAUUAGGAU
Messenger RNA from Haliotis rubra (blacklip abalone), 1115 nucleotides. RefSeq names its product sodium/calcium exchanger regulatory protein 1-like. Lineage: Eukaryota; Metazoa; Mollusca; Gastropoda; Lepetellida; Haliotidae. The coding region runs from base 1 to 420 and encodes 139 amino acids. Gene Ontology annotation, biological process: fatty acid transport. Gene Ontology annotation, molecular function: fatty acid binding. The record is from RefSeq and is a predicted model, not a curated record. The transcript has 4 exons. Gene Ontology annotation, cellular component: cytosol; nucleus.